Triticum turgidum subsp. durum (durum wheat) is the source of this 837-nucleotide messenger RNA. NCBI's taxonomy places the organism in Eukaryota, Viridiplantae, Streptophyta, Magnoliopsida, Poales, Poaceae. The record is from the annotation of a GenBank genome assembly.
AUGGCAAACGGGGACGUGCAUGAAAUAAACGGGCGUGGUGCAAACACGGAGUUUAUCUCAUACAACACAUGCAUUCGGUCCACGGGCGUCGUUCUGGCGGUUAUACCUUCGAAGUGUUCAUUUUCGGAGCGGAUUGGGUUUGAUAGUAGCGGAAGUAGUGGUUCACGUUCGUUCGGAGAGGUACUUGAUGACUCCAACGUCUUCGGGGUGACGCGGUCAAUGGGGCUGGUUGCUGCGAGUCGUCUCCUUCACCAGGAGACAGAACGAAGGUGUGGCAGCAGGGCAAGCAGGGGGGAUGGCGCUGGUCGUCGUCGUUCGGCACACAGAAGCUGGGUAGGCCAGCGACGAGGGCUUGGGGAGGUCGAUCCGGUCGCCUCCGAGGCUUGGGCACGCCGGAGCUUUGAGCUGGAGGCGGCGGAUGGCAUCCAUGGCCAUGGCUGCUUCCGGAGCUUCGCCACAGGUGCUCAGACAAGGCAGGGCACGGGAGCUCGAGGUCGAUGGCGUCGGGCGCUGGCCAACACGCUCGCCAGGGACGCGUGCGGCAGGGAACUCCUGCCGGUUCGGUCGGCCGGCGACGAGGCUGACGAAGGAGGAGGGAGAGGGGAACGUGACGAGGGCGUGGUGCUGCUCGGCGGCUUGGACUCGCCGGCCAGGGCGGCAGCAGGGAGCUCCUGCUCCCACCGAAGACGACAACGGGAGACCUGCGUGACGAGGCGGCUUGAGAGAAACGGCGACGGGAGGAAGGGGGAGAGGCGGCGCGAGGCCAGGUGGAGAAGUGGGAUCGAUAGGAGGCUCUCGCUUCUCCAUCACUAUGUGUGCGGCGCAGGAGGAGGAUGA